CCUCCCUGCCCAAAGAGGGGAAAAGCAGCUCGACCCAAUAGCCCCACCACCGUUCAUAAAUACUAAUUUUCAUAGCGAGGGGGGAAUAAAACACACUGACAACCGAACUGCUCUCAACAGUUCCCUUUUGCGUGAUGCCUCUUGCAUAGUUCAGUUUCCUCUUCUUUUCUUUUCUUUUCCCUUUUUUCUUUCUUUCUUUUUCUUUUCUGGAUUUUUUUUUUUCAUCCCCCCACCCCCCCCUUCCCCCCCACCUCCAUUACCAAAAGCAAGGCGGGGGAACGACCAGGUCUGAUGCUUUGUCUCUUUCUUGCCGGCUGCUGGAGAUGAGCCUAGGCUUGACCUGACCAUGAUUCCAAGGACUGGCACUGCUUUUUUACCCCCAGUUUGUAGAGAUCCAGACCUUCUCUUCCUGAUUGUCAAGAAAAUUAAAUUAUUGCUGAAUUUGGGAAUCUAGGCAGCACCAGCUUACUUUUUCCCUGCAUCUCUCUGGAAUAAUUUCUGGGAUAUUUUCCAAAUCAUCACAGAAAGCAGGAGGAAUGAACCGGCAGCUAGUGAAAAUUUUGACAACCUUGUUUGCAUUUUUCUUAAAGACAAACCACUUCAGGACGACUUUCUGUAAAGAACAUGAUUCGAGAUCUGGAAAAUCCCCCUCACAGACCCUGUCUCCUUCAGAUUUUUUGGACAAAUUGAUGGGAAGGACAUCGGGGUAUGAUGCUAGAAUCAGACCAAAUUUUAAAGGUCCUCCAGUAAACGUUACUUGCAAUAUUUUUAUCAACAGUUUUGGAUCAGUCACAGAAACCACAAUGGACUACAGAGUGAACAUUUUUUUGAGACAGCAGUGGAACGACUCACGUCUGGCUUACAGCGAAUAUCCCGAUGAUUCCCUGGAUUUGGAUCCCUCUAUGUUGGACUCUAUUUGGAAACCAGAUUUAUUCUUUGCCAAUGAGAAAGGAGCAAACUUCCAUGAUGUCACAACAGACAACAAGUUGCUGAGAAUUUCUAAAACUGGAAAAGUGUUGUACAGUAUCAGGCUUACUUUAACCUUAUCCUGUCCCAUGGACUUGAAGAAUUUUCCUAUGGAUGUACAGACAUGUACAAUGCAGCUAGAGAGCUUUGGCUACACUAUGAAUGAUCUGAUAUUUGAGUGGCUAAGUGAUGGACCUGUGCAGGUUGCAGAGGGUUUAACCUUGCCACAGUUUAUUUUGAAAGAAGAUAAAGAACUGGGUUAUUGCACAAAACAUUACAACACUGGAAAGUUUACAUGCAUUGAAGUCAAGUUUCAUUUGGAGCGUCAGAUGGGAUACUAUUUAAUCCAGAUGUACAUUCCUAGCCUGCUGAUUGUCAUUUUAUCCUGGGUUUCUUUCUGGAUCAACAUGGAUGCUGCUCCAGCUAGAGUCGCACUGGGUAUCACUACAGUUUUGACAAUGACUACACAAAGCUCAGGAUCGAGAGCUUCCCUCCCAAAAGUCUCCUAUGUGAAAGCUAUCGACAUCUGGAUGGCGGUGUGCCUUCUUUUUGUCUUUGCUGCAUUACUGGAAUAUGCAGCAGUCAACUUUGUUUCAAGGCAGCACAAGGAGUUUCUGAGGCUUCGAAGAAGGCAGAGAAGACAAAACAAGGCACAGACUAUAACUGUUGGGAAUGAAAACAUCAAGUCCGUGCGGCGCAUGAAUGGCUUGCGGAGCAAAGAGUCAUCAGCUUACGGGACAGUGAAUCAGAUCGGCAAUUCAAGUUUGAGGGAAGAUGAAGUUGCUCGUGACAGUCGAUUCAAUUUCAGUGGCUAUGGCAUGGGUCACUGCCUCCAAGUCAAAGAUGGCACAGCAGUCAAGGCUACUCCUCCCAACCCACCUCCUGCACCACCAAAGGAUUCAGAUUCCAUCAAAAAGAAGUUUGUUGACCGUGCAAAAAGGAUUGAUACAAUAUCCCGUGCUGCAUUCCCACUCGCCUUCCUCAUUUUCAACAUCUUUUACUGGAUUACAUAUAAAAUUAUACGGCAUGAGGACAUUCACAAGAAAUAGGCAACUCUGGUUCUUCAAGACUUCUUAGCCAAAGUGAUCCACGUGUAAAUAAACAGCGAAAUAUCUUACUGUCAUUUGGACUAAGGGUUGGUGUGUUGUCGUCGUCCCCAUCGUCGUCGUCCCCCCACCCCCCCCCCGCCCAGGACAAUGAAGAAAAAAUGAACAAAGAGGAUAAGAAGUAUAAAAGGAAAAGUGAUUAAAUAAAAAAUAUGCCGGCAGACCAGUCAAUGAGGGUUCCCCUCAUGUACUCUCAGUGUUGUUCUUCCAGAUUCAGCAUUGAUCAGACAUCUGUAAACGGGGCCAAAUUUUACCCAGCUUUAUCACUAAGAAAAUACCUUACAAAACAAAAGAGAAUCAGAAAACAAACAAUUCUCCUAACACAUCUACCAAGAGACUGUGGUGGCUACAGUACAGUGAGUUAUAAGAGGACCAAACUUUUUCAGGAUGUUGCCUUUCUAUUUGAAACAAGUCUACUGAGCUACAUUCCAUGACCAUGUCUGUAGUUAGUGGUUUCACUAAGGAGUCCUUUUGUGGGUUGUAAAUUAUUUCUACUGAUAGGGGAGAAGAAAAAAAAAAACCGAAAAAAAAAGAUUUAUACUUUACUAUCCUUGUGGGUGUGCAUUUUAAUAUUAUCUUGCUUUACUAGAGUUGUAAUUUUGAACUUGUGUGUUGUGUGAUUUAUUUGAUAGUUGACACUCCAAACCCAGUGAAACUGCCCAGUUUAUUUUUGUUGGAAGCCAGUGCACUUACUUUAUUUUAUGUCUGCUGAUUUUACAUGCAACUUGAGGUGCCAAACUGUAUUUUACCUAUUGUGCUACCCUGUACCACACAGCUUAGUAAGAACUUGUUUCCUCAAAGGUGUAGCUCAGUUUAGCAUUGAGUUUCUAUUACUGCUCUCAUUGUAGCUGCAAUCAAUAGCUCUAUAGGUAAACACAACUUGUUUACAGACCUCUAAUUUGUAUCUUUACUCAAAGUGGCUAUCAUUUUAAAUAUCAUUAAUUAACCUAAGAAUUUUAAAACUGUACUGUGAUUUUCAGACCCUGUUACCUUUUGGUGCCGGAUCUGCGUUAUUCAAAUCCUUGCUACAUGUUUUAAAGUAGAAAAUUAAAAAAAAAAAAAAAAAAAAAAGAUGGUAUUUUUGCUUACACAGAAGACAACCUGUAACAUAAGAUGAAUCAAACAUUAAAAUUUUACACUUGCUGUAAAAGGGUUUAUUAAAAAAUGGUAUUUGUUCAAUUUCAAUAAAGCUAAAUGUGGUACUAACA
Molecule: messenger RNA, 3280 nt
Organism: Falco peregrinus (peregrine falcon)
Lineage: Eukaryota; Metazoa; Chordata; Aves; Falconiformes; Falconidae
Gene: GLRA2
Product: glycine receptor alpha 2
Exons: 10
Coding region: 537-2015 (492 amino acids)
Biological process (GO): chloride transmembrane transport; chemical synaptic transmission; nervous system process
Cellular component (GO): plasma membrane; neuron projection; synapse
Molecular function (GO): extracellularly glycine-gated chloride channel activity; glycine binding; transmitter-gated monoatomic ion channel activity
Source: RefSeq, a predicted model, not a curated record